AUGAGUAGACCUAAUAAAUCAUUGACAAAAUAUAAGAUUGUCUUUUUAGGAGAACAAGGUGUUGGUAAAACAUCUUUGAUUACUAGAUUCAUGUAUGACACUUUCGAUGACCACUAUCAAGCCACAAUCGGUAUCGAUUUUCUUUCCAAGACGAUGUAUCUAGAUGAUAAAACAAUCAGAUUACAACUUUGGGAUACUGCAGGUCAAGAAAGAUUCAGAUCAUUAAUCCCAUCUUAUAUUAGAGACUCUAGAGUAGCGAUUGUUGUGUAUGAUAUAACAAAGAAAAAGUCAUUCGAUUGUAUUGACAAGUGGAUAGAGGAUGUUAAAAACGAAAGGGGUGAAGACAAUGUGAUAUUAUGUGUCGUUGGUAAUAAAAGUGAUCUUACUGAUGAAAGACAAGUAUCUACCGAAGAUGGUGAAAAAAAGGCAAAGGAAUUGGGUGCCAAAAUAUUUAUGGAAACUUCAACAAAGGCAGGUUACAAUGUUAAAAAUCUAUUUAAAAAAAUUGCAAAAUCCUUACCAGAAUUUCAAAAUUCUGAAUCAACUCCAUUGGAUGAAACUGAAAAUAGUGACAAUACAAAAAAGACUGGAAUUAUUGAUAUUACUACAAAUGAUGAAUUACAACAAAGUAGUUGUCAAUGUUAA
Messenger RNA from Vanderwaltozyma polyspora DSM 70294, 645 nucleotides. RefSeq names its product Rab family GTPase YPT6 (gene YPT6). The record is from RefSeq and is a predicted model, not a curated record. Bases 1 to 645 code for a protein of 214 amino acids. The transcript has a single exon. Gene Ontology annotation, molecular function: GTP binding; GTPase activity. NCBI's taxonomy places the organism in Eukaryota, Fungi, Ascomycota, Saccharomycetes, Saccharomycetales, Saccharomycetaceae.